UCGCCAGUAUUCGCGCGUUUGCCUUAAAGUGAUUGAAAAAUAGCCGAGAAAUAAAACAUAUAUUUUUUUUGGAAAUAUAUUCAAGAAUUUUGGAACUUUUUUAACAACAAAUAUCCACCAUGUCCGACGCAGCCGCAGCUAAUGGAAGCCCCUCGCCAGCUCCAACUCCUGAGGUGCCCGCUACCGAGUUGGCCCAAUUGGCGCUGGAGGAUGAGCCCAAGGUUAGCUUUUCGGAUCAGUUCAAGGCCUUCUCCAAGUUCGGGGACUCCAAGUCCGAUGGCAAGCUGAUCACGCUGUCGCAGAGUGACAAGUGGAUGAAACAGGCCAAGGUCAUCGACAAGAAGAUCACCACCACGGAUACGGGCAUCCAUUUCAAGAAGUUCAAGGCCAUGAAGAUCUCGCUCAGCGACUACAACAAAUUCCUAGACGAUUUGGCCAAGACGAAAAAGGUGGAGCUGUCGGAGAUCAAGCAAAAGUUGGCCAGCUGUGGAGCUCCAGGAGUUGUGUCCGUUUCGGCUGGAAAAGCCGCAGCUGCCGUGGAUCGAUUGACGGAUACGAGCAAGUACACCGGUUCCCACAAGGAGCGCUUCGAUGCCUCCGGAAAGGGCAAGGGAAUCGCCGGCAGACGGAACGUGGUCGAUGGAUCCGGAUAUGUGAGUGGCUACCAGCACAAGGACACCUACGACAAUGCCCACUAGAUGGGGCAACCACCGUUUUUCACCCUCUCAUAAAUCUGUAUUUCUAACUUUUGUGUUUCCCUAGUUAAUGUCUCCCAAUCUAAUUUAUCUUUGUGUAUAUAAUAAGUUUGUGAUAAUUUAAGUGCUUACAAAUAAAUUGAUAUAUUUGAUUAUAAUUUUUGAGUUACCUCUAUUUUGGUUUUCCUUCUUUGUCCUUUAAUACGUAAAAUUUUGAAGCGGCCCAAAGAGUUCAAAAGUAAAUCCAAAUCAAAUUUAUAUACAUUUCAUGGUACUCGAUCCCAUGUUUGGUAGUCUUAAGAUAACAGAUAAACUUUUAAUAUUACAAUUUGUGAAAUUUAAAUAUCACAUACGAAAACCAAAGAUAUACGACAUACAUAUGUAGAUAUGUUAUG
This is a messenger RNA of Drosophila mauritiana, 1090 nucleotides long. RefSeq names its product tubulin polymerization-promoting protein homolog (gene ringer). The record is from RefSeq and is a predicted model, not a curated record. Gene Ontology annotation, molecular function: tubulin binding. The transcript is spliced from 3 exons. The coding region runs from base 120 to 698 and encodes 192 amino acids. Gene Ontology annotation, cellular component: microtubule. Lineage: Eukaryota; Metazoa; Arthropoda; Insecta; Diptera; Drosophilidae. Gene Ontology annotation, biological process: microtubule polymerization; positive regulation of protein polymerization; microtubule bundle formation.